CUCCGACGACCAAAUUUAAAAUUUAAUAUGUCUAGUAAAUUCUUUUCAGCAAUUCUUUGAGCCCUAAAUCUUCAGUAAUUUUGUUUGAGCAACCAAAAAUGGACGAUUUUCCGAUCGACAAGAUCCAAAUUUCCGGCGCCUGUCUAGCCUCCCUUCUCCACCGCGCCUCCUCCGCCGUCGGCGACUCCCACGGGUAUCUCUUCGGCCACGCCGCCGUCUCCACCUCAAAUCCCCUUUCCGACCACCCCACCUCCACCGCUCCCACCUCACUUCUCAUCACCACCAUCACCUCCUUCCUCUCUCUCCCCUCCCAUCUCCCUCUCCCGCCACCGCCGCCCUCCUCCUCCACCUGCCUUCUCGGCUGGUUCUCCGCCCGUCGCAAAACCCCUCUCCGCCCCUCCCUGAACGACUCCACCGCCUCCCUCUCUCUCUCCUCCUCCCCCCUCCUCGCAAUUACCCCCCAAAAUUCAACCCUCUCCCUUUCCCCUUCUCUCUUCCUCCUAAUCACCACGCCAUUUCACGAUCAGCUGAUCCACACACACGAAUACAAGGCGUUUCAAUUCAGAGGCGGCUCCUUCGAUCCUAAAAGCUUGUCGAUUGUCAACAUCGGGCCCUCGUUUAGGUCGCAGUAUGAUUCGUUCAGCCCUAAUUUGCAGCUUCCGAUGAUGAAUAGCGAUUUGAAGGGUCCGAAUGCGAUGGUGGAGGAUGAAAUUGAUGAGAGUUUGGCUGGGAAGCGUGAUCAAUUGAGGAAUCAGAAACAGCUGGAUUUGUGCGCGGAAGGGUUUGAAAUUGGGCGGGUGAGUAAAUUGAUGAGCUCUGAGGCGGCAUACACGGCGGAGAUGGAGGAUUUGUAUGAUAAAAUGCUGGCCAAGAUUGAUACCUUGUCGAAAUUGGUGGAGCACUCGAAUGCUAAAGUUCUUGAUCAGGAGAAUCGUAAUAUGAGAUUGAGGAGCAGAGUUGCUGGUUUGGAAUGAGACCUGUUUUCAUAGUUGAGAUUGCCUGGGAAACUCAAGGAGGAUGAACCUUCUGUUGAAGUGUGUCUAUUGUUGCUGCUUGCUUUUGGACCACCCUGGAUGAAACUCUUACCUGUCUCUGCUCCCCUUUAAAUGUAUGUUAAUCAUGGUGUUUCUGUAAUGUACUUGAAUUCUGUGAUUUAAAUCAGAAAAUCAAAAUAUUAGUGCGUAUUUGAUGUA
Molecule: messenger RNA, 1193 nt
Organism: Salvia hispanica
Lineage: Eukaryota; Viridiplantae; Streptophyta; Magnoliopsida; Lamiales; Lamiaceae
Product: BRISC complex subunit Abro1-like protein
Cellular component (GO): nucleus
Molecular function (GO): polyubiquitin modification-dependent protein binding
Source: RefSeq, a predicted model, not a curated record